Messenger RNA from Cornus florida, 1598 nucleotides. RefSeq lists its product as uncharacterized. The record is from RefSeq and is a predicted model, not a curated record. Bases 329 to 1048 code for a protein of 239 amino acids. Lineage: Eukaryota; Viridiplantae; Streptophyta; Magnoliopsida; Cornales; Cornaceae. The transcript is spliced from 7 exons.
AGAUUUGGGCCUAAAACUUUUGACAUAUAGAGGGAAACUUUUGAAAGAGACCAAAAUUCCAAAAAAUUUAAAAGUUCACAUCAGAUUUUGAGUCGCUACCACAAAACAAGUCUCGUGCUCAUUUUCUAUCUCCGGCGAAUUCACGCAGCAAGCUCCGGUGAUCGGAGGCAAUUGUCGAUCGAAGAUUGUUAUAUAUACAUACAUAUUUUCUGGUGUGAAAACUCUUGUUCAGGACGUCCUUAUACCGGUCCACUUAAAUAAGGAGAUUUUUCUGCUGAUGGUAACACAUUUAAAUUUAAGUUUUUCCAAGAUUACAUUUUCUUAAUCAAUGGCAAGACGAAGAGUUAAGAGAGCUGUCAAACCACCUGCUUCAUCUGAUGCAAGCGACAAAGAUGGUGCUGGUCCAAAGGAGUUUGAAAAGAAAGAAGACACAAUCAGAGACCAGGAAAUUGAACAUCGAAGUGCUGCAAUUAGGGCCAUUCAUGAUAUGGAGAUUGAACAUUUGCUUACUGGGUUGCACUUGCUUCGCUCAUACUUUAAGAAGGAACAGCUGGAGACUCCUGUACUGCAAUUUUUCGAGGAAAACCUUCCAAAUCUGUCUGUUCUUAAACAUGGAAAAUAUGGACAGCACGAAGUGCAAUGGAAGGAUAGAGAUGGUAACUUAACAAUGAACCAAGCUGAUGGAAGAAGCAUACAUUCUUCUCUUCUACAUCGGAUGUCCAUAGUUUAUCCUGAUUGUUCUACUGCAAUGCCAUCUUUUGGUGGCUUUGAAUUUUCAACCGAAGCAGUUAAGGCAAGCCUCCUUGGUGCUGAUAAUUUGCAUAUCAAGGAUACUGUUUUGGAGGAACCGUCUGGUACUCAAAUGCUUGGUUUGCAAGAUGGUUUUCAAACUCCAGGGGUGAGUAGCCACAGGUUGUCUGUUGGAAUGACACCCAAAACUCUAAGGCUUCCUAAACAUGGGGAGAUGCUUCUAUCCGUCCAUGGUUCACCUCUUGGUGUUUACAAGGAAGACAACAUGGAGGCCAUACGUGAGUCGGAUGAAGAUUGAAUGGCUGAAUUUGCAAUACUAUCCAACUUGAGGGUGCUCUAAAUUUACUUGUGGCGUUGUAUUAUCAGUAUAAUUGUGCUUAUAUCCAUAGGCACCAAUUGAUUUAGAAUGUUUUUGGGGCAUCUAUGUUUCCGAAAAGGCUGGGAUGAGUUUUUAAUGGUUCUGCUUGCAUCAAGAUUCUUUAAACGAAGCAUCAACUUGAUCAUCAUUUCAGGGCUGAGCAAAAGCUCUCCAAAGGAUUUUGUAUGUCAAAUGUUAUGCCUACAUCAUUUUUUAAAAUAGCCAAGAUCUUUAGCCAAAGCCGGCUUUGUGUCUGGAGCGGAGCUGAACAGUGAUGAGUGCACUGUAUACAGCAGUGUCAGGCUUGCUACACAUCUCUGAGACGGGCCACAUGGAUAGCUGAUUUGGGCCUCUCUUUCCUAUAACUGAUACUGUUAUUAACUGUGUAAACCCAAUUAUCAGCUAUAUACCACCCUUGUUUUUGUAUCCACCCGACUACCUAAAUUAAGAUACACACACACACACACAUAUAUGUAUGGGAUUUUAUUUA